AUGUUGGACAACAACAGUGGAGCAGUAAACAAACCCAACCAGUUUGAAGGAGACAAAGGAAAGAGCAAGGAAUUCCUGGAUGAAUUAUACCUGUACUUUGCUGGAAACACCAAGAAGAUCCAGACUGACAAAGAUAAGGUUCAAUGCACUCUUUCAUAUAUCAAAGGACCUGCCCAAUUCUUUGUCCACACCAUCAUCACUGAUGCAGAAGAACCCAUAUCUGAUUCCAAAGACACCCCCCUCAAAGGAUUGCCUAGUUGGGCUAACUUCAGAAAGUCCUUCAUCCAGACCUUCAGAGUAGAAGAUGACACUCAGGUAGCAUUAAAUGAGAUCAGCAAGCGCACCUGGGCCAGCAGACUAAACAAAUUAGGGCAAAUCCGAGAACUCCAAUGUCUUAUUCCCCCUGCCCUUCUGAUCAAGAUUGCCACUCAACCACCACUACCAGUCACCGUGGAGAAGGAUAAAACCAAGGAUUCUUCCAAUGAGGAAGGGAUAGCCGAAGAGUACAUUCAGGCUAUAUCUUCUGAGAAGGAUUUUUAA
Fibroporia radiculosa is the source of this 540-nucleotide messenger RNA. RefSeq lists its product as uncharacterized. Bases 1 to 540 code for a protein of 179 amino acids. The record is from RefSeq and is a predicted model, not a curated record. NCBI's taxonomy places the organism in Eukaryota, Fungi, Basidiomycota, Agaricomycetes, Polyporales, Fibroporiaceae. The transcript is spliced from 3 exons.